AUGGGAUUCAACGAACUCAUCACCGACAAGUCCAACCCCGUCGGGUAUGUCAACACUGGUCUGCGUGAGUUCGCGAUAGAUUCCAGGAGGCUCAUCCAGAAAUGCGAGAAGCCAGAUGCGAAGGAGUUCAAGAAGAUGGCAUCAGCGUGCUUCAUUGGCUUCUGCAUCAUGGGCUUCAUCGGAUACAGUAUUAAGCUAGUCUUCAUCCCCAUCAAUAACAUUAUCAUGGGUUCUUAA
Messenger RNA from Perkinsus marinus ATCC 50983, 237 nucleotides. Its product is annotated as SEC61-gamma, putative. Gene Ontology annotation, cellular component: Ssh1 translocon complex; membrane. Gene Ontology annotation, biological process: protein targeting; post-translational protein targeting to membrane, translocation. The transcript has 2 exons. The coding region runs from base 1 to 237 and encodes 78 amino acids. The record is from RefSeq and is a predicted model, not a curated record. Gene Ontology annotation, molecular function: transmembrane protein transporter activity. NCBI's taxonomy places the organism in Eukaryota, Perkinsozoa, Perkinsida, Perkinsidae.